AAUUCACGGAUACAGAGCAGUCAAGAGUGAAAUGUUGUUUGUCCAAUCACUGGUCCAGUAAAUCGAGUAAAGCAGUAACGUAUCUCUUUGCACAACUACCGGGCGGGAUUUCCGCAAUUGCUAAUAAUAUGGCGAAGACAUACGAUUACUUGUUUAAACUACUGUUAAUCGGCGAUUCUGGCGUCGGAAAGACGUGUGUGUUGUUCAGGUUUUCAGAAGAUGCCUUUAACUCAACAUUUAUCUCCACAAUAGGUAUUGACUUUAAAAUUAGAACUGUAGAACUAGAUGGUAAGAAGAUCAAGCUACAGAUAUGGGACACUGCUGGCCAGGAGCGGUUUCGAACAAUCACAACGGCAUACUACAGAGGAGCCAUGGGCAUCAUGUUGGUCUAUGACAUCACCAAUGAGAAGUCGUUUGACAACAUCAAAAACUGGAUAAGGAAUAUAGAGGAGCAUGCCUCUGCUGACGUGGAGAAGAUGGUUCUGGGAAACAAGUGUGACGUCAAUGACAAGCGACAGGUGUCCAAAGACAGAGGGGAGCAGUUGUCGUUGGAGUACGGUAUCAAGUUUAUGGAGACCAGUGCAAAGGCCAAUAUCAACGUGGAGAAUGCAUUUAUGACCCUUGCCAGAGACAUCAAGGCGAAAAUGGACAAGAAACUGGAGGGCAACAAUCCUCAGGGCAGCAGUCAUGGUGUGAAGAUCACAGAACAGCCCAAGAAGAGCAGUUUCUUCCGCUGCACCCUCCUGUGAGGACAACGAUCUGACCAUUGUCCACAGCUGGACAGAACUGGACUUGCUCAGAGCUUUCCUCUUUCGCCCUGUUCUCAUUCCUGAUAUCCCAGGCCUCUUUGGGCUUUGUUUUUUUCUGCUUCACCAUGUGCCCCCAGUUUACAAACUGUAGCUAUCAUUGGUCAGGUGUAUCAAUCAGUGUUGUUGGAUGGGCUUUAGAUUGAGAUCUCUAUACCAGGCACUCUUCUGUACCAUCAUGCUCUUAUAUCGUCUCUCGUAAUUACACUUAGGUUUCUGCUCACCCUCUCCUCUCUCUGUUCUCUGCAACGGUUGUCACAGAUACUGUAUGUUGCUCUGUGGUCGUACUGCUGCCAAAGUUGAUCCUUUGUGAGGUUUUGUCUCAACAUGGAUUGACCUUAUCCUUAAAAGCAGUGGCUUAAUUCCAUGAUAAGACUAGUUAACCAUCAUACAUCUUCUGUGAGAUUGACUUCUGCGUCAUCUAGCUACUAUGGAGAUUUAUUCCAAAUGUGUCAUCUAUGCAUCUUGUUUUUCCUUGAUCAAAUUAGUGAUUGUCUGUAUUCUACCUUAAAUCCCCUUUUGCCAUCCAACAAAUAGACCAGAAAGCCACUUAUUUCCUUAAGAUAAUAUAAUACAGUUCUGAAGUGUUAGUCUUAAUGUUAACAGUAAAGACAUACCAUCUUAACGACAUACCUGGAAAAUUUUCAUCUGUGUUCAGUAUUUACCAUUAUGUAGUUCAGAUUAUUUUUAUGCACAAGGUUUGCAAACUGUGUGUUAGAACAAUUUUAUGUGCCGGCAACUGCACAUUGAGUUGAACCCUGUUUUAAUGUGUACUCUUGCACUUUAGUAGUGAAAUUGGCUGCACAUCUUGCAAUUUGCAAAAGUAUGUCUUAUUCCAGUCCCUUGUAUAGGAAUAUCAGUAUUCAUUAGAACUAUUACAUUCCAGAAUUGUUCCAGAGGCUAGAAGUUAAAAUCAUCUGUUCCACAAUAACAUCAGUCUAGUUAGGAAAUGAAUUGCAAUCUAACAAAUGAAUGCAUACGUUUACCAUAUUUUUAGUUUUGGCAUCCAGAAUGUGUUUAAUCUUAUACCACUCCACCCCCAAAAAUUGUGAGCACCUCAUUGCCCCAAAUAUUCACGUUAUGUAUGAUGUAGAGACCAUUGAAAUAGAGCUAUAGUCCUUUGGGUGGUAAUUGCUUGAUGUCAUGUUUUAACUUCUUGAGCACCCUUUUCAAAUUCCAGCCGCUCAGCCUAUUCCUUUUUUUUAACUGGUUGUUUUAAUUGUGAUACUGUAAUACCAUGUAGGUUUGUGUGGCCUUUGACUUUUGUAAGCUGUUUUCAUGCUUGUCAGUAUUUGUGACAACAUUUGUGACAAUUGCGCCAAAGUAGGCUGCCUAUAAGAACUCAAUUGAAUAAUGUCAACCUACUGUAUGGUGAAACAAAUGCCAUGAAUAUUAAUUUCCAGGUUUAUUACCAUGUUCUUUUUUUCUGUUGAUUUAUCAAUAUGCUGUGACAUUCCAGAACCAUUCCUGCUGCUUCUUUAGGGAAAAGGCUACAAGGACACUCCUGACCUGCAAACUGAUAUUUAAUUGAAGAAUUGGUUCAAAUUAGGUUAGGCUUAAUCAAAUGUAUUUAUUUCUAAAUAUUUUCUUUACCUAAGCAGAUGUCAAAGCGCUUAAAUAGAAACCCAGCCUAAAACUGCAAACAAUACAGAUGUAGAAGUGUGGUGGCUAUGAAAAACUCCCUAGAAAUAUCAGAACUAGAGAGGAACCAGGCUCUGUGGGAUGUCCAGUACUCUUCUGGCUGGACGGAGAUUAUAUGAAUGCAUGGCCGCUAAGGUAAGGGUUCUGAUUCUGGUUAGUCAUUUUGAUGGUCACUAGUGUCCUUAUCGCCGCUCCCCUUCUUUAGUCAAGAGCGGUAUCUGUUUGUCCUAAUUUAACGCCAAGGCCCAAAUGUUGGUUUUUUGAUGUGCCAGUAUUAAGACCACAAUCUAUUUUGGAGUGUUUUGAGUUGAAGGUAUUUGCAUUGCGUACUGUAUUCGAAGCAAGACAUCGGCAUACCACUGUAGUGACAUGGCAAUGGACUAAAAUGUUACAAGCAAGAGAAUGUGUAGUCAGAGUGGAGAAAAAAAACAUCCAAGUAUGAAAGUGCCCUUGUAGAAAGCCUGCUCUUGAUUAUGCACUUUUCAAUAAUUCUCCAUUGUCAUGAAAGACCAAAUGAUUUAUGAUGAAUGAGUUGCGAUAUUCUACAGUACAGAUUCUAUCCUCAAGACUUAAUUUAAGUCGCCUUCAGUGUGUCGAUGUUAAAUGGAUGGCUGGAGGAAAGUGACUUCGCAACAGAAGUGGCUUAUUUUCACCUGAUGCUUGAUAUAAUGGGCUUUGGAACUAUUCAUCAUGAGACUGUUGGACCUCUUGAGGCUUUUAAUAUUUGACUUGAAGAAGAGCUUCUCUUUGAGAUUAGAAAUGUGCAAAGGAUCAUUCUUGUAUAGCUUUCUGUUCUACUUUUUUUUGUCACCUUGAACUUGCUUUUCUCAAUGCAAAUCUAUAGGGAAUGGAGCACAUGUUAAAUCAUAGCAAAGGAACAACAGUGACUUCCCCAUGAAUUAUCACAAAUUGUUUCUCUAGUUGUGACAAUGAAGUAAAUUGCCAUUGGAAUUGAAUUAUUUUAUUUGUCCUCGUGUUUUACACGAGAGGACAUAAAAUAAUUCAAUUCCAAUGGGUGGGGCACAGUCAGUUUGUCGGACUGUUGUAUCUUUUAGGACCUUUACAAAGGUCUGUCAAAUGUUUCAGAAUACCAGUUAUUAUGAAGGUUUAUUUUCCUUCUGGUGGAACUAUUUGUACAUAUUUCAGUUUAUAAAUUACUUUUCUUUGAACAUAUAAUUAGCAUUCCAUGUUCAAGACAAUUUGGAUUUCAUAGUUGAUUAUGGGUUAAAUGGAGGAGAAAAAUCACAUUUUGAAAACAAUUGUAAAUAAGAAAUACAUUUUACUGUUACCUACUUUCAUAAAUCUUGUUGAAUUGAUCUACAUGUUUGUAGAUGUGUCCUUUUGAUUUAUUAAAAUGAGAUUAUUUUAACUUGC
Molecule: messenger RNA, 3821 nt
Organism: Oncorhynchus keta (chum salmon)
Lineage: Eukaryota; Metazoa; Chordata; Actinopteri; Salmoniformes; Salmonidae
Product: ras-related protein Rab-8A-like
Exons: 8
Coding region: 129-749 (206 amino acids)
Biological process (GO): cellular response to insulin stimulus; protein secretion; Golgi vesicle fusion to target membrane
Cellular component (GO): dendritic spine; trans-Golgi network transport vesicle; plasma membrane
Molecular function (GO): GTPase activity; GTP binding
Source: RefSeq, a predicted model, not a curated record